AUGGGUUGCUCUAUUUUUAAAGGUUCCCGAGCACGCCGCGGAAGGUGCGCAGCAGGGUUUGUCGAGACCGAUGAAGAGCAGCUCUCACCAAGAUCUGAUGCACAGCUGGCCGAGCUGCUCGAGCAAUCACGGCGAAUCGCCCACAUGGCUGAAGAGCAGCAAGAGCUCCUGCCGCACUCGCAGGCUCAAAUUUCGGAGCUUGCAAGGGACGUCGAAAUGGUUCAGAGCGCGGUAGCAGAGCAGCAAAGGCGGUCGGACCGCCAAAAGGUCAUCUACUACCGGAGCUCAUUGCUUGAGAAAGCAGAGGACGUUUACGACGACAUUCUUGCCUGGCUCCAUCUGCGCAAGGUGGCGUGUCGGUCUCAUCGCAGCGUGCGUCGAGCAAUCGUCCUGUAUACUCGCGUGUCGAUGGCCCUUGACAUCUACACAGACUUCCUGGUUGGCUGGGAUGCGUGGAAGUCUGGACAGCCACACUGGGCCGUUGGCAUUUUCUUCAUCAUGGUUCUGACGUACAUCCUCAUGUGGCUGGCUGUGUGGACGGAGUUCUCGCAGCGCGUUCAAGACAAAACGGGAUGCCGAAGCUAUCCGAGUCGGUUUUGCAUACAGGUCACGUGGUUUCUUUUUGGAGUUCCGACACUGAUCAUAGCAGACGUCGUGCUGGGAGUGAUCUACUUGACUACUGAGCCUGCGGACGUGGAAAUUUUCCACUACAUGAAGUUGCGAGGCCUCAUUGAGCUGGUGGAGGGCGUUCUUCAGGCCAUCAUGCAGGGGAUUAUGCUGCUCAGCAUGUGGUGCUUGCCUUUCCAUGUCCAUUUCAGCAGCAUCGGCAAGUUCACCAUUGCCGCGUCCGUAGCGUUCUCCGCGCUGAGUGCCUACACUCAUUAUGUUUUCCUGGCGAAGUAUGCAGCACUGCAGGCUAAAGGAAGCAAGUGGCAGUUUUUCCAGCAUAUGCUUUGCCUUGGAAGGGGUUUGGUGCCCUCGAGCCUUUAUCAAGAAAUCGAGAUUCUGGCUGAGGUUGACUGUCCGCACAAGCUCAAUGGCAUUUCUCUGCGCGAGAUGCACGAACUGUCGCGAUUUAUGCAGAAGAGUGCGACUUUGCGGACAUUUCGCUUCCAGGACGCAUCAGUCCUGGAUCCGGCACGUCUUCCGCAUUCAGCUUCCACGCCCCGCCUUUUGCCGAGAAGAAACGUUGGUGACACUACCCUGUUUGUGGAGAACCUUAUGCACAGCGUUGCCUUGCAAGACUUGCAGAUAGAAGAUGGACUGAGUGAAGAUGCAGUGAACCUUAUUCUGCAUGUCGUGUCCCGCAUGUGGUCUAAUUCUGGCGCCCUCAAGCGCAUUCAGCUCAUCGCGAACCGCAUCAUAGUCGAUUGGGAUGAUUGGCGCGUGUGGGACGGUGAGAAGGCCUUGUCUUUGCAUCCUCGCGAGCUAGUCGAGAUGCACAUCGACGCACUGCGAGAGCAUCUGCCCCAGUAUUCCGGAUGUAGAGUGAUGAUCUUCCAUGAUAGUUCCUCUAUGAAGAUUGUUUCUUCAGACAGGGAUGUCUGCGGGAUGUCUUUCAACGACGGCGAAGUGCAGGUUGACUCAGCCUACUGGGUAAAAAUUGCCAUAAGGAGGGGCGAGAAACCGAAUGUCCGGACAGAAGGCGAAGCAAAGGCAGCGAAUGGGUCAAGUGUGAGCCUAGCAGCGCGACAAGGCUCCUGGCAACAGUUGCGCUCCGAACUGCUGAGGCGUCAAGAUGUGCGCGAAGCUGCAGCGGCACCUGGUUUGUUGGAAAUGGUGGCACAGCGCGGUGGCACGACCCAGGCCAAGGUUCUGGACCUGCUUCUGGUAGCUGGUGCUUUGCCUGGGGCAGAGGCGCUUUGCAAAGCAUGCAUCUCAGGCGAAACUCAACAGGUGCAGAUUCUCUUGCGGCACGGAGCUGACGCGAUGUGCUGUCGCCCGUUUUCGGACAGACGCCCGACUCCAAUGCACAUUGCUGUUGAAAAGAACUUUGUCGACAUCUUGCGGCUUCUGAUUCAGAAUUCUGCGGACAUGAAUGCCGUGGACAGUCUCGGCCAGACGCCUUUGUUUUACGCUGCUGCAAACCAAUCGGUGGAAGCCACACAGCUUUUGGUAGACCAGAGAGCGGACGUAUUCAAGUCCGACGAAAAAGGGAUGACAGCGCUACAUGGCGCAGCCGCACAUGGGUCGGUGGAUGUUUGCGGGCUGCUGCUCAAGAGCCGUGCAAGCAUUGACGCACGGAUGAAAGAUGGCACGACGCCCCUUUUUCUUGCAUCUCGAUCCGAUGCUGUGCACACUGUGGAGUUUCUGCUGGAUCACCGGGCCGAGGUCAACAAAGGCAAGCAGAAUGGCACGACGCCGGCUUGUGUUGCCGCCACUAAGAAUGCUGCUCGAACCUUGCAGGUCUUGCUGCAGCACAAAGCAGAUAUCAACAUGACGGACAACAAUGGAAGAGGACCUUUCCAGCUUGCACGUGAGCAAGGAAGCAUGGACGCCCUAGCAGUUCUACAAGAUCCCAACAUGCCAUUAGCGGAUGGCGUGAUGCUGAUGCCAAAGCUUGCAGGCAAGGCUGCAGGACGAUGGCAGAUGGAACCGGUUCUGCAUUUGGUUCACCAGAGACCAGACGUCAAUGCCAGCGUGUCCCACUUGAUCUUGGCUGCCGGGUCUAAAUCAAUAGAAGCUGUAAAGCUUCUCUUGGAGCGCAGAGCAGAUGUCAACCAACAGACAGGAAGGCUAGGGGAAACGGCGCUGCACACAGCAGCCGAAAACGGGUCGGUGGAUGUCUGCGGACUGCUGCUCAAGAGCCGUGCAGGCAUUGACGCACAGAUGAAAGAUGGCACGACGCCCCUUUUUCUUGCAUCUCAAUCCAAUGCUGUGCACACUGUGGAGUUUCUGCUGGAUCACCGGGCCGAGGUCAACAAAGGCAAGCAGAAUGGCACGACGCCGGCUUGUGUUGCCGCCUUUAUGGAUGCUGCCGGAGCCUUGCAGGUCUUGCUGCAGCACAGAGCAGACAUCAACAUGACGGACCACAAUGGACGAGGACCUUUCCAGCUUGCACGUGAGCAAGGAAGCAUGGACGCCCUAGCAGUUCUACAAGAUCCCAACAUGCCAUUAGCGGAUGGCGUGAUGCUGAUGCAAAAGCUUUCAGGCAAUGUUCCCGAUUCUCUUCUAAAGUAUGCGCUGGAUUUGGUUCACCAGAGACCAGACGUCAAUGCCAGCGUGUCCCACUUGAUCUUGGCUGCCGGGUCUAAAUCAAUAGAAGCUGUAAAGCUUCUCUUGGAGCGCAGAGCAGAUGUCAACCAACAGACAGGAAGGCUAGGGGAAACGGCGCUGCACACAGCAGCCGAAAACGGGUCGGUGGAUGUCUGCGGACUGCUGCUCAAGAGCCGUGCAGGCAUUGACGCACAGAUGAAAGAUGGCACGACGCCCCUUUUUCUUGCAUCUCAAUCCAAUGCUGUGCACACUGUGGAGUUUCUGCUGGAUCACCGGGCCGAGGUCAACAAAGGCAAGCAGAAUGGCACGACGCCGGCUUGUGUUGCCGCCUUUAUGGAUGCUGCCGGAGCCUUGCAGGUCUUGCUGCAGCACAGAGCAGACAUCAACAUGACGGACCACAAUGGACGAGGACCUUUCCAGCUUGCACGUGAGCAGGCCUCCGUCCAAGCGCUUGAUUUGCUUGGAAGGCAGCGCCGCUAG
Messenger RNA from Symbiodinium natans, 3696 nucleotides. The record is from the annotation of a GenBank genome assembly. Lineage: Eukaryota; Dinophyceae; Suessiales; Symbiodiniaceae.